Messenger RNA from Menidia menidia (Atlantic silverside), 5018 nucleotides. NCBI's taxonomy places the organism in Eukaryota, Metazoa, Chordata, Actinopteri, Atheriniformes, Atherinopsidae. The record is from the annotation of a GenBank genome assembly.
UAGAAGAAGAAGAAGAGGACAAAAAGAGCAUUGUGGGAUUGCAAUGGCUGCUCCCGAGUCUGUAAACAUACGCGUCGUGUUUACGAAAGCUGCUCGGAAAUUAUUGCCCAAGGCGUCACUCUCCAUCAUUUUCGGGUUUAUUUCCCCGAUCAUUGUGUGUCCCCUUUUCUGGAAAUUCAUGUGAGAGUUUUUGUUGAUCAGACUCAAAGAGGCACCCGAGUUUUUUUGGGAGUUUGCCGCUUUUAGCUGAAACAACUCCCGUAGAAGCUAGCGUUAGCCGCUCAAACUGAGAUAAUGGAUGAUGAGGAUGUGUCCAUGCAUAGGCUAGAAGGAACAAAUCCAUCUGCUGAAGUUGGUGGUCUGAUAGUGAAGAAGAAAAGUGCCACUGAGGAGCCUCAUGUUUUUCGGGCACCAACACCACGCACAUCUUUGCUAGGGUUAGACCUACUGGCUGCUCAAAAAAGGAAGGAGCGUGAAUUGAAGGAACAGGAAGAUUCUAAUGGUGAUGACAGAAAUACAAAGAAGUCAAAGGUUUCUUCUUACAAGGACUGGGAGGAAGGAAAAAGUGACUCUGGGUCUGAUGAAGAAGACGAUGAUAAGGAUAAGGGUGCUAAGAAGGAGAGGAAAUAUCGUGUGACUGGUUCCGAGACACCCUCCAACCCUGGAGGGGUCAGUGAAGAAUUCAGGCGCCGGCACCAGCAAAGGGAGAAAGACAGGCGUGAGCAUGGAGUCUUUGCCUCCUCUAAGGAUGACAGGGAUAAAGACAGAGAAAGGAGCAGAGAUAAAGGGAGUAAGCGACGGAGUGAAAGAGAUGAGCGUGAAGGCAGCCACGGCCGUGGCAGCAGCCGGUCAGAGCAUGGGGAGCGCAGUGAGAGGAGCGAGCGCUCGCAGAGAGACGGAUGGUCCGAUCGUAUCAGCCGGGGGACUAAGAGAGAUGAACCAGGGACACCACAGCAGCGUCCAAGAGAUUCUUUCACGCCCUCCCGCUCAAACUGGGACGAGGAUGAUAGUGGGUAUGCCAGUUCAAGACAUUCGCAUUGGGAGUCUCCAUCCCCAUCCCCAUCGAACAGAGAGUCUGAUCGCUCGGAAAGAAGCCAUCGCUCCGGUCGAGAGAGUGAGCGAAGGGACAAAUCUGUCAGAGGUCGUUACUCUGAUGACACACCCCUGCCCACCCCGUCCUAUAAAUACAACGAGUGGGCCAAUGACAGAAAGCAUUUGGGUUCCACACCUCGUUUAUCACAAGGGAAAGCUAAAAGAGGAGAUGGUGAAGGAGGCUUUAUGUUCGAUGAUCAAGAUGAAAAAGAACAGUGGGAGGAGGACCAGAAGCAAGCAGACAGAGACUGGUACAUGAUGGACGAGGGCUACGACGAGUUCCACAACCCUUUCACAUCCACCUCUGAAGAUUAUGUAAAGAAAAGAGAACAAAUCCUUCAGAAACAGACUCAGAAAAGAAUAUCUGCUCAGAAGCGACAGAUUAAUGAGGAUAAUGAGCGGUGGGAGACCAACCGCAUGCUGACAAGUGGGGUGGUGCAAAGGUUGGAGGUAGAUGAAGAUUUUGAGGAAGACAAUGCUACAAAGGUUCACCUACUGGUCCAUAACCUGGUCCCUCCCUUCCUGGAUGGAAGAAUAGUCUUUACUAAACAGCCAGAGCCUGUUAUACCUGUAAAAGAUGCUACCUCUGACAUGGCCAUCAUCUCUCGAAAGGGCAGCCAGCUUGUCCGCAAACACCGUGAGCAGAAAGAACGAAAGAAGGCUCAGCACAAACACUGGGAAUUGGCCGGCACCAAGUUGGGAGACAUUAUGGGCAUCAAGAAGACUGAGGAGGAAGAGCCUGGGAACAGAGUGGUGGGCGAGGAUGGCAAAGUAGACUACAGAGCCGAUCAAAAGUUUGCUGACCACAUGAAAGAGAAGAAUGAGGCCAGCAGUGAGUUUGCCAAAAAGAAGAGCCUUCUGGAGCAAAGACAGUACCUGCCUAUCUUUGCUGUCAGGCAGCAGCUUCUCAACAUCAUAAGGGACAACAGCAUCGUGAUUGUGGUUGGGGAGACGGGCAGUGGUAAGACCACCCAGCUGACGCAGUACCUGCAUGAAGAUGGUUACACACGCUAUGGCAUGGUGGGUUGCACUCAGCCCCGAAGAGUUGCAGCCAUGAGUGUGGCCAAGAGAGUCAGCGAGGAGGUUGGCACCAACCUCGGCGAGGAGGUUGGAUAUGCAAUCCGUUUUGAGGACUGUACAUCUGAGAAGACACUGAUAAAGUACAUGACGGAUGGAAUUCUGCUGAGGGAGUCUCUGCGGGAGUCAGACCUGGACCACUACAGUGCUGUCAUAAUGGAUGAGGCUCACGAACGCUCCCUCAACACGGAUGUGCUGUUCGGGCUACUUCGUGAGGUUGUGUCACGACGCACUGACUUGAAGCUCAUUGUUACCUCUGCCACUAUGGAUUCGGACAAAUUUGCUGCUUUUUUCGGCAACGUACCCAUAUUCCACAUUCCAGGCCGAACAUUUCCAGUCGACAUCUUGUUCAGCAAGACACCUCAGGAGGAUUACGUGGAGGCUGCAGUAAAGCAGGCCCUGCAAAUCCACCUCAGUGGUAUGUUUGGAGACAUCCUCAUCUUUAUGCCUGGACAGGAAGACAUUGAGGUGACAUCAGAUCAGAUUGUGGAGCGCUUGGAGGACUUAGAGAACGCUCCUGCUCUGGCCGUGCUGCCGAUUUAUUCACAGCUACCAUCUGACCUGCAGGCCAAAAUCUUCCAGAAGGCUCCAGAUGGUGUGAGGAAAUGCAUUGUUGCUACAAACAUCGCUGAGACGUCGCUCACUGUGGAUGGAAUCAUGUUUGUUGUGGAUGCAGGAUAUUGCAAACUUAAGGUUCUCCAAGCGUGCAUUGUUUUUAAUCCUCGCAUCGGUAUGGAUGCUCUCCAGGUAUAUCCCAUCAGUCAGGCCAAUGCCAACCAGCGUGCUGGCCGAGCAGGACGUACAGGACCGGGACAGUGUUACAGGCUAUACACUCAAAGUGCCUAUAAGAAUGAGAUGCUGACCACCACCAUACCUGAGAUACAAAGGACAAACUUGGCCAAUGUAGUUCUGUUGCUGAAGUCGCUGGGUGUUCAAGACUUGCUCCUCUUCCAUUUCAUGGAUCCACCACCAGAGGACAACAUGCUGAACUCCAUGUACCAGCUCUGGAUCCUGGGAGCUCUGGACAACACAGGUGCUUUGACACCCACAGGCCGUCUGAUGGUGGAGUUUCCCCUUGACCCUGCCCUCUCCAAGAUGCUCAUCGUGUCCUGUGACAUGGGUUGCAGUGCAGACAUCCUCAUCAUUGUCUCCAUGUUGUCAGUGCCGGCCAUCUUCUACAGACCUAAGGGUCGUGAAGAGGAGAGUGACCAGGUGAGGGAGAAGUUCUCCGUCCCAGAGAGCGACCACCUCACCUAUCUUAAUGUCUACAUGCAGUGGAAGAACAACAAUUACUCCAGCAUCUGGUGCAAUGACCACUUCAUUCACACCAAGGCUAUGCGCAAGGUACGUGAGGUGCGUUCACAGUUAAAGGACAUCAUGGUGCAGCAGAAGAUGAACCUGGUUUCCUGUGGCUCAGACUGGGACAUCAUUAGAAAGUGCAUCUGCGCUGCUUACUUCCACCAAGCAGCCAAGCUCAAGGGCAUUGGUGAAUAUGUGAACGUGAGAACAGGCAUGCCAUGCCACCUUCAUCCUACCAGCUCCCUGUUCGGCAUGGGCUACACACCAGACUACAUCAUUUACCACGAGCUCGUCAUGACCACAAAGGAGUACAUGCAGUGUGUGACUGCAGUGGACGGGGAGUGGCUGGCUGAACUCGGGCCCAUGUUUUACAGCAUAAAACAUGCAGGAAAAAGCAGACAGGAGAACCGUCGGCGGGCCAAGGAGGAGAUCACCAACAUGGAGGAGGAGAUGGCCAUGGCUCAGGAGCAGCUGCGUUCACGCCGAGAAGAGCAGGAGAAGAAGAACAACACUGGCACUGUUAGAGCAGUAAAGAUCUGCACCCCGGGAAGAAAGGAGGAGGCUCCGAUGACGCCACGACGCACCCCAGCCCGAUUCGGACUGUGAAACUCACCUAAAAUAUUGAGCCUCUGUCAUGCAAACCUGGGCCUCAUCAGCACAAGAAAAAAAACUGUUCACCUGCCAGUUAUCCCACGACAUCACCUGCAGUUCAUGUACAGACCACUAGAGUGAGAACUUGUAUAAGGUAGAAGGUUCUAACUGAAACCGCUACCAUAUAUACAAAGAAACGCUGGACUUUUUUUUUUCUUUUCUGUAUUUUCAGUAUUGUCUGUAUGUAUGAGAUAUCUGUAUAAUAAUUCGACCUAAGAUAGAAACAAAAGCUUUUUAAAAAAAAUAUUUCUGCCUCUUGGCAGAGAGACAUUGCGUAGUAUUGAUUUAAUUUCAUUGUGACGUGUCUUUGUGUCCAUUCGAUUACUUCUUCUUGUGUUGUAGUGGCUUGGACGGCUUGUACUGUCUUGAAGUGCUCCUUUAGAGCCUGAAGCACUAUUCAGACUGUACUUGUGGCACAAGUGUGUACUGACUAGCGUUGGACUGUAAUACAACACACUUACACAGGUUUAGGCAAUUGACCUUUCUCUAUUUGGCACAGACCUUGUGCCAGCAAGUUGAUGCACCAUGGCAGUGACUUCACCAUGCUGGAUUAAACCAAUCAACUGUUAGAGUUGAAUGACCUGUGUGUUCACGUCAGUGCAGCUUUUAUUGCAGUUUUUACCGAGGCAAAUGUUUGCAGGUUGUUUUUUGUUGAUUCAAGCCCUCCUCUGCCCUCUCAUUUGAUUACCUUGUCAUGCAGCCACAGAUAAACUGUAGUGGAUGUGUUUUGAAUUUUUUACAUGGAUAGCUUCUUUCAACAUUUCAUGUAAAUACAAUAAAAAUAGUCUUUUUGUUUUUAAUUGCUUGAUGUUGUCAUUGCUCUUUAAGAACAUAUUAAGUGUGGAUUUGUGUGAUAUAAAUACUGAUUUAAUAAAUGAAGUCCCCAAAAUGCAAAUAGA